AUGAAUAAUGUUGAUCAAUUGGAGUCACAAAUUCCAUAUGAGCUAGAUGAUGCUAAAGGCAUGUACGUUGACUUUAGAGUAGAGACCACUAGGCACAAAGGCCGCAAUAAAAAACUUACUGCAAGUGGAUCAAAGACCUCAAUUUCGGAUGAGAUCUUGAAAGAGAAAAUUGAUGUCAAACAUGCAAAAUAUGAACAGCGUGAUAGAGCUCUAAUGAAACAACAACAAGAUCGAGACUAUGAGAAUUUUUGGCUGAACUAUAACGUGAACAAAAGGCUUUAUACCUUGCCGGAACUUCUCAAUGAGCUUAAAGGAGCAGAAAAACUUCAACCUAGGCAAGCUAAGGUCAAUCCGAAUGAGAAGGGAUCUUCUACCAUACCGAAAGGUAAGAAGAAGAAAAAGACUCAAAAGAAGAAUAAGUCAGUCGAUUCCAAGGGCAUUCAAGGUGGAGUGAAAAAGCCGAAAGGCAAAUGUUUUCACUGUGGCCAGAAGGGACAUCGAAAAAAGCAAUGUCAGACAUGGCUAAGCAAGAAUACUCAAGGGGUUCCAGGAAACUAG
Tripterygium wilfordii is the source of this 558-nucleotide messenger RNA. RefSeq lists its product as uncharacterized. The transcript is spliced from 5 exons. The record is from RefSeq and is a predicted model, not a curated record. Gene Ontology annotation, molecular function: zinc ion binding; nucleic acid binding. Lineage: Eukaryota; Viridiplantae; Streptophyta; Magnoliopsida; Celastrales; Celastraceae. Bases 1 to 558 code for a protein of 185 amino acids.